Messenger RNA from Malus domestica (apple), 2175 nucleotides. RefSeq names its product catalase isozyme 1-like. Gene Ontology annotation, molecular function: catalase activity; heme binding. Lineage: Eukaryota; Viridiplantae; Streptophyta; Magnoliopsida; Rosales; Rosaceae. Gene Ontology annotation, biological process: hydrogen peroxide catabolic process; response to hydrogen peroxide. The record is from RefSeq and is a predicted model, not a curated record. Gene Ontology annotation, cellular component: plasma membrane; cytoplasm; peroxisome.
AUGGUAAUUUCACACAAAAGUGGGAGCACCAUUAUAAAUUUGCCUGCAUUUCAGCCUUCGAUUGCCCAUCUGAGCUAGUGGCUUACUCCCUUCCUCUGCUCACCUCUUACCUUCUCCAUCAAGCUCUCUCUCUCUCUAACCUGACCUUCCUCCAUGGAUCCUUACAAGUACCGCCCUUCAAGUGCUUUCAAUUCCCCGUUCUGGACCACCAAUGCCGGUGCUCCAGUUUCGAACAACAACUCUUCUCUCACUGUAGGACCCAGAGGUCCGGUUCUGCUUGAGGACUACCAUCUGGUGGAGAAACUCGCCAACUUUGAUAGAGAACGGAUCCCAGAGCGUGUUGUCCAUGCUAGGGGAGCCAGUGCAAAAGGUUUCUUUGAGGUCACUCAUGAUAUUUCUCACCUUUCAUGUGCUGACUUCCUUCGAGCCCCUGGAGUUCAGACACCUGUCAUUGUGCGUUUCUCCACUGUUAUCCAUGAGCGUGGCAGCCCUGAAACCAUAAGGGAUCCUCGUGGUUUUGCAGUGAAGUUUUACACCAGAGAGGGUAAUUGGGACUUGGUGGGAAACAAUUUCCCCGUCUUUUUUGUCCGUGAUGCAAUGAAAUUCCCGGACGUGAUCCAUGCUUUCAAACCGAACCCUAAGUCCCACAUCCAAGAAUAUUGGAGGGUCCUUGACUUCUUAUCUCACCAUCCAGAAAGCCUGCUCACGUUCGCCUUCCUAUUCGAUGACGUGGGAGUUCCACAAGAUUACAGGCACAUGGAAGGCUUUGGUGUACACGCCUAUACUCUUAUCAGCAAGGCCGGGAAGGUACACUACGUGAAAUUUCAUUGGAAGCCCACUUGUGGAGUCAAGUGUUUGUUGGAGGACGAGGCUAUUAAGGUUGGAGGAGCUAAUCACAGCCACGCUACCAAGGAUCUCUAUGACUCAAUUGAAGCUGGCAACUACCCGGAGUGGAAACUUUUUAUUCAGAUAAUGGAUCCUGAUCAUGAAGACAGAUUUGACUUUGACCCACUUGAUGAUACUAAGACCUGGCCCGAAGAUCUUCUUCCCCUGCAGCCUGUUGGCCGUUUGGUACUGAAUAAGAACAUUGAUAACUUCUUUGCAGAGAAUGAACAACUUGCUUUCAACCCGGCCCUUGUUGUCCCUGGUAUCUAUUAUUCAAAUGAUAAGAUGCUCCAAACUCGACUCUUCGCCUAUUCUGAUACUCAGAGGCACCGUCUUGGCCCCAACUAUCUGCAGCUCCCAGUUAAUGCUCCCAAGUGUGCUCAUCACAACAAUCACUAUGACGGAUCUAUGAAUUUCAUGCACAGAGAUGAGGAGAUUGACUACUUCCCAUCAAGGUUUGAUCCUGUUCGCCAUGCUGAGACCUUCCCAAUUCCUUCUAAUAUUUUCACUGGAAAGCGUGAGAAGUGCGUCAUUGAGAAGGAGAACAACUUCAAGCAACCUGGAGAGAGAUACAGAUCUUGGGCACCCGACAGGCAAGAGCGAUUCCUCCACCGAUGGGUUGAUGUCCUAUCCGAACCUCGUGUCACCCAUGAAAUUCGCAGCAUUUGGAUCUCAUACUGGUCUCAGGCUGACCGAUCCUUUGGUCAAAAACUGGCGUCUCGUCUUAACGUGAGGCCGAGCAUUUGAGGGCGAUGCCAAUGCAAGAUGUUUUGAGUAUCGUGAUACUGUCACACUAAAUUUCGCAUGUAAGUGACAUGUAGCCUCAAUGUAAUAAGUCCGAAUCGUUCGUACUAUGCAACUCCAAUGUAAUCCCUGUUUGGUGCCAAUUAUCUCCUGUUAAUGGAUGUGAUCUGGUUGCUGUUCGGGGUUGGCGGUGUUGUCUGAGGCGGCGAUGCUCGGUGAUGGAUGACGUUUCCGGUGGCUGGCUUGGAUCUCUGUCGGUGGAGGAGAUUUCAGCAGAAGCUUCUCGGUUGGUUGUUCUGUGUUUUUUUUGGGGCUUCAUUGUUGUGGGGCCUCUUUCUUGUUUUCUGUUGGUUUCGGUCCUUUUUGAUUGUGUAUAAUUGUAAGUUGGGUUUCUUGUUUACUUGUAAUUUUGGACUUGUUUAAUAAAAGUUGAGGAAGUUUUGACGUAGUUUUACUACAGUCAAACUUUUUCCAAAAAAAAAAUGUAACAAGUGCCGGUUGCAGGCACCGAUUUUCACUGUUUCUAUGCGAGAUGUUGUGUAGUCA